AUGGAGGAUUUAAUGGAAUUUAUUAAUUUUAUUGAAUUUGUUGAAGAACCUACACCAAGAAGGUAUUUAAGGGAUUUGGAAAAUCCAUUAGAAUUUUUUUCGGAUUUGGAAUUUUAUAAAAGAUACAGGUUUUCCAAAGAAACAGUAGUAGAUGUUUUAUUGGACCUGAUUUCAAAUAUAGAUUAUUCGACCAAACGAGGUUUACCAAUUCCUCCGAUCCUCCAGCUUCUAAUUGCUUUAAGAUUUUAUGCAUCAUCAAAUUUCCAGAUAGUUAGUGGUGAUAUCAGAGGAAUAAACCAAGCAACUGUAUCUCGGAUAAUUAAAAGAGUUUCUAUGAGUUUGGCAAGCCAAUUCAAACAUUACAUUAAUUUUCCAAAUACAGCCGAGGAAUGGAGAUUAAUACAGGAGCAGUUUUAUAAAAUGUAUAAAAUGCCAGGCAUUGGCGGAUGCAUAGACUGCACCCAUAUUAAAAUACAGAAUCCUGGUGGGCCAGAUGGUGAAGUUUUUAGAAAUCGAAAAGGAUAUUUUUCUCUGAACGUUCAAGCUAUUUGUGGACCAUCAAUGGAAUUCCUAGAUUUGGUAGUUAGAUGGCCAGGAAGUUACCACGAUAGUUUUAUUUUUAAUGGCAGUUAUGCAAAAAAACAUUUUUCUGAAAAUACUCAUGGAGUAAAAUUGCUGGGAGACGGUGGAUAUGCAUGCAAGUCAUAUUUGUUUACACCACUGCGUAAUCCAACAACAGCUCCAGAACGCAAGUACAACAAAGCACAAAUAAGGACUAGGAACAUCAUUGAAAGAACUUUUGGACUUUGGAAAAGAAGAUUUUCAUGUUUGAGGAGAAGUCUGGCUAAUGCUCCACAGACAAUAGUUAAUAUAAUAAUCACGUGUGCAUUACUUCACAACAUGGCUCAGAAGUAUAACACACGUGAUGAUGACUCGCAUAGCGAAGAAGAAGAAGAAGAAGAAGGCGAGGACAGACUUACAUUUCCAGUGGAAGAUAUUCAAAAUAAUAUAAUUGCCGACGCUACAAGAACUGCAUACAUUUUGAGACAUUUCAAUUAA
Molecule: messenger RNA, 1059 nt
Organism: Acyrthosiphon pisum (pea aphid)
Lineage: Eukaryota; Metazoa; Arthropoda; Insecta; Hemiptera; Aphididae
Product: putative nuclease HARBI1
Exons: 5
Coding region: 1-1059 (352 amino acids)
Source: RefSeq, a predicted model, not a curated record